This is a messenger RNA of Beta vulgaris subsp. vulgaris (sugar beet), 1434 nucleotides long. RefSeq lists its product as uncharacterized. The coding region runs from base 1 to 1434 and encodes 477 amino acids. The record is from RefSeq and is a predicted model, not a curated record. Lineage: Eukaryota; Viridiplantae; Streptophyta; Magnoliopsida; Caryophyllales; Amaranthaceae. The transcript has a single exon.
AUGAUGCUUUCAUUGUUGAUUUCUGGUCCUAGACAACCUGGAAAUGACAUUGACGUGUACUUAGCUCCCCUCAUUGAUGAUUUGAAGAUGCUAUGGGAUUCAGGUGUAGAAGUGUAUGAUGCACACCGAAAUGAGACGUUUAACCUUAAAGCAAUGUUAUUUUGCACCAUUCAAGAUUAUCCAGCCUAUGGUAAUCUUUCUGGGUAUACUACGAAAGGAAAACACCCUUGUCCUAUAUGUGAAGAUGGUACAAGGGGAAAGUGGCUUCCAUCAUCUGGAAAGGAUAUCUUUGAUGUACAUCGUCGAUUUUUGCCAUAUGAUCAUCCGUAUCGUAAAUUGAAAAAGGCUUUUGACGGGCAACAGGAACUAAGGGGACGUCCAAGAGUCUUGAGUGGUACAGAGGUGUUUGAAAAGGUUAAUGAUAUUGAGAUUACAUUUGGAAAGAACCAUGGGACCAAACUUCCUAAACAGGGAUAUAAGAAAUGUUGCGAGUUAUGGCGUUUGCCUUAUUGGAGAUUUUUGUUUGUCAGACAUUCUCUAGAUGUGAUGCAUAUUGAGAAGAAUGUGUGUGAUAGCUUAGUUGGAACACUAUUGAAUAUCUCAGGAAAGACGAAAGACGGUGUUAGUGCUAGAGAAGAUUUAAAAGCAUUUGGGAUCAGAGAAGAACUCCACGUCGUUGAAAGAAACAAUAGAAAUUUUUUGCCUCCAGCUACAUAUACACUGUCUAGGAAAGAGAAAAAAGAAUUUUGUGAAUGUUUAGCGGGUGUCAAAGUACCUGAGGGUUAUUCUUCUAAUAUUCGAAGUCUUGUUUCAAUGGGAAAUAUGAAGCUCGUGGGUCUUAAGUCUCAUGAUUGCCAUGUUUUGAUGCAACACUUAUUACCUGUGGCUAUUCGUUCAAUUUUACCUAAAAAAGUUCGAUUUGCUAUUAUCAGAUUAUGUUCUUUCUUUAAUGCAAUAUAUAGCAAAGUCAUAGAUCCUAAAGACUUUAAUUCUUUGGAAACUUCAAUUGUCAUCAUUCUGUGCCAAUUAGAGAUGUACUUCCCUCCAUCAUUUUUCGAUGUCAUGGUUCAUUUAACUGUUCAUUUGGUGAGAGAGGUAAGAUAUUGUGGUCCCGUUUAUUUGAGAAAUCAAUAUCCCUUUGAAAGGCAAAUGAAAACUUAUAAGGGAUAUGUCAAAAAUCACUUUAGACCGGAAGGUUGUAUUGCUGAGCGAGCCCUUUAUGAAGAUGCUGUUGGAUAUUGUAGUGAAUUUUUAGAAAAUGCGAAGACGAUUGGGCUUCCUAUAUCACGGCAUAGUGGAAGAAUGGAAGGAAAAGGUACUUUAGGUCGUAAGCAACUUGACUUGUCUCAUGAGCAGUGGUACAUGGCGCACACUUAUAUUCUCUUUAACGAGGAUGAAGUUGCACCGUAUAUUAAGCAGCACAUUGCUUAUUAA